CGCCGAGUCGGAAGUUGUGCCGUCGGUUUAUUUGUACUAGCGAAGAACUAGUUCUUGAUCGGUUUAUUGACUUUGAGCAGUCCUACAUCAUCAUUCUGAAGAGCGUGGGAAAUGGAAUCCUCGGUCGUUUUUUUUCGUGAUUAUGUGAAGUAGAAGACUCGGUCCUUCGUUUACGUUUUGCUUUUGUCGUAUCAAAUUCAUUUUCCUCACGUCGCACGAGAACUAUGAGUGCAGAAAGCCUAGCGCUCUAUCGGUGUUCUUUAUUUUUGUCGUGGUAUAGUAGUAAAUUUCACUUUGUAGAGAGAAGAUGGCACAGCCACAGGGCCACCUCGCUUUUAUUUCACACAUCCUUAACCGCUCCCAAACAAUAAAACAGGAGGACCUCCAGCACUCCCCUUUUCCCCCGAGGUACUUAGAACAGAAGCGACAACCUGGCUGGACGACAGUUCUGAUAGAACAUCAAGCCGUUUUAUAAUUAAGCCCCAGCUAGUUGUACACUGGAUCGAUCGAAGAAGUUUCAUCUGAACUAACUUAAGUAUACACAGCACCGCCCCGACUUCUUUACCUGUGUAACCAAAUAGCGUUUUUUUUUUCACGACAGGAAGUUUUGAAAGUAUGUCCAUGCUCGGCGCGACGAGACUCCUCCUCAACCGGGGGGCGGCAGCAACUGCGUCCCGAAAAUUGGUGACCCACACCACCGCGCCCGCCGCUUCGAACCUGUCUGCUAUCGCGCAGACCCAAAAGCCGUUUUUCCUGCAGAACGCCCAGAUCGCACGGUGCUUUUCUAGCGGGGCGAAUGCGGCGGGCGUGCAGAAAUUUGCGGACGAAGCCUUUGAGUUUUUUGACGACAAUAUGACCGUGCACAAGAACUCCCCCUCCGCCCCCUCAUACAUUUGGACAUGGCAUGAAUAGCAAUACAAACACCAGCAGCCAUGGAGCCUGUGCAUGACAAGUUCCUGCGUUGGAACUGUAGUACUGUUUGGGCUAAUAUUCCACAAUUUGUCAUGCAAACAGUGCCGCAAGGCAGCAACUUGAUUUCGAUUCUUGCAUGACAAAUGAGGCGGAGGGGGGUUGUGCACUGUCAUACACAACGGCGACGGCUUCAUUGUGUACUCCGAACUGGAAAAGGCGUACUUGGAGAAGCGAGCUGCGAGUCAGGUACUUAAUUGUAUCUUGCAUUACAAAUAUUUUUCUUAAGGUAAAUCCGCAUUACAGAUUGUAUUUCUCAUGCUGGGAAAAUUUGUAAUGCAUCUAUCCAAACAGCUUGCCCGCAUGUUUUCGAAGAACGGCCUGGCGACCAAGGGCAUUACGUUUGUAUCCUGUGCAAAAGUAUCGUACUCGUAUUGAAAUCAUGCAUUACAAAUCCUGUUCUUAGGGCAAAUUAGCAUUACAAAUUUUAUUUCUCAUGCUGAGGAAAUUUGUAAUGCAUUUAUACGAGUCGAGUGCGAUACUUUUGCAAUUCAUAGUUUGACCUGAUUGAAGAUAUGGACCUGAUUACCGCCUACAAGAAUGGAGACGUGGUUGCCCUGAACAACAAGAUCACGCGGGAUGGUACUGACUUCUAUAGCUUUUGCUUUUUCUUUUCCGUCGUGUUCCAGUUGGCUGUUUUCGCAUGACAAAAAAUUCUGCAUUAUGAUUUCAGCAUGACAAAAAAUGAAUUCCAAACUCAGAUUUCGGCAAAUGGGUGGAGAAUUUCCUGGAAAACUACGAGAAAUUAUGCAAAUUGAAAUUCGGAAUAAUCGCCCCAGAUGGAAGAGGAAUCUGGUUUAUACUAAUACGUCCUGCGCGGCCUCUUCGUAAUACUACUAACUUCUGAUGCAUGUAGUCGCAUUGCUUCAAAAGGAACCGCGAGUUCGUGAGAAGCACUUGAACUACGGGCGGUUUGUAAAGAAAUCGAAAUCAGUGUGUGGAAGUAUCCAAUAUGCAUGAACUACUUACAAAUACAACUUUCCACCAACACUAAGCCAAGUGACGUGGGUCGACCAGGUUCUACUUCCAGUUGGGGGCAAGAAAUGAAUUUCCGUACGAUAAAAAUUCGCUCCGGAUGCAACUGACGGGCAGCAGGACCACCAUGAGUAAGAGUGUACCUACCACCGCAUGCAUGUAUUUCGUGUGAUUUUCUACUUAUCCGAUUCUAAAAAUUACAGCAGCUUGCAAAUCUGCUGCUGUAUUGUAUUUUUGACGCGAAGUAAGUUUUUCUCUUUUUGAAAGAACAAGAACUCCCAGGUAUGAGAUUUUGUUCGGCUUAAGCUCCUAAAGGUUUUGAUGUCAGUAGUUUCUGAUGUUUUCAGCCACUUAUGCUAUUGCAGGACGAACAUUCGAUCAUCGAUAGUGGUUGUUUCUGUAUCCGGUUCUAUACUGCUUUUUUUUCCUCUUUUUGGAUCAAUAUUAUUCCGCGAGAUAGACUAAGGGGGCACCACGCAAGAAGCCUGCAAGAUUGUACCAGUGCAGCUGUCCGCUCUCUGUAUUGACGGCGGCACUUGACGUUUUACAUUUGCAAAUGGAGCGCAGUAGUUUCUCGUGUGGGUCACUGGAUGGCAGAUGAAAGUGUGUUUUAAACUGGUCAACAACAAAUCGGCACACAACUACCUCGCGUUGAUCAGUGACCCCGCGGGGAGGUGCUGCGCCGCCUCUGGAAGGUUCUCACAACAAGUGGACUGCCAAGUUUGGAUCAAGCAGUUACCGCGUGUCUACUACCUGAAAAAGAAAGAACAGGCAACUAAGUACAGGCUCUUUAUUUCCUGCUCAU
Amoebophrya sp. A120 is the source of this 2749-nucleotide messenger RNA. Lineage: Eukaryota; Dinophyceae; Syndiniales; Amoebophryaceae. The record is from the annotation of a GenBank genome assembly.